This is a messenger RNA of Plasmodium knowlesi strain H, 1695 nucleotides long. RefSeq names its product phenylalanine--tRNA ligase alpha subunit, putative. The record is from RefSeq and is a predicted model, not a curated record. Gene Ontology annotation, biological process: phenylalanyl-tRNA aminoacylation. NCBI's taxonomy places the organism in Eukaryota, Apicomplexa, Aconoidasida, Haemosporida, Plasmodiidae. Gene Ontology annotation, cellular component: phenylalanine-tRNA ligase complex; cytoplasm; cytosol. The transcript has a single exon. Bases 1 to 1695 code for a protein of 564 amino acids. Gene Ontology annotation, molecular function: phenylalanine-tRNA ligase activity; tRNA binding; ATP binding.
AUGCAGGCGAAGGGGCAGGAAGAGCAGAAGGGCGAGGAGCUGAACCACUUCCUGGACAUUCUGGAGGAGGAGUUCGCCUUGUGUGAGGAGGGGGGGGAGAAGAGGGAAGAAGAUGGUGCCCCGUUGGGGAGUAUCGAAGCGGAGGAGUUAGGAAAACAUCGGGCAUACUACCUCCAGCUGAAGGAGGAAAAAAAUGUGCAAGUGGAAGAAUCAAAAUACGUAACGUCGUUACGUAUAUGUAACAAGUACAACCUAGAACAUAGUAAAGUGCUUGGAAUGGCAAAAAAGUUGGAGACCAUGUACUACGUUGUUAAUCAUGUUCAAAGCUUCAACACGUACCAAUUGACGGAGGAAGGAAAGGAGUACCUUCACGAUGGAUCACCAGAAUACGUAACGUUGAAAUAUGUAGUAGAACAGAAAGAAUGCACCCUGGAUGAUUUGAAGAGGUUGUUUGGGAAGAAGGGAGAUAUUGGAUUGAACAUCAAUUUAAAAAGGAAAAAGAUUGAACUUCGAAAAAGCGAUAAAAAGUUAUGCGCUCAUGUGGAAGGUGGUGCCAACAGUCUCGUGGAUGACACGAGACAGUACCUUGACAUGGUAGAAAAGCAUGGACAUAAUGAAGGUACUCUUGUCUCCAACUUAAAGCAGAUCUUACCCUCAGGGGAAAAUCACGAAGAGAUAAACAAUUUGAUAAAGGAACUGAAAAAGAGAAAACUCAUGGACGUGAAGAAGGUGUCCUACAUCUAUAUCGUUCGAACUAGCCAUUUUACAAAAGAAAUAAAGAAACAGAUUACCGACCUAACAUAUCUAUUGAUAAAAAAUGAAGAAUACAAAAAAUAUGGCAUAAAAAAAUAUAAUUUCUUUUCCAGCGGAAAAAAAAUGAAUAAAGGGAACAUUCAUUUGUUAAUUAGACAAAUGAGAAUAUUCAAGGAUAUUUUUGUUUCUCUGGGAUUUGAAGAAAUGGAUACGCACAAUUAUGUAGAAUCUUCCUUCUGGUGCUUCGACGCCUUGUACAUUCCGCAACAACACCCGAGUAGGGAUUUGCAAGAUACGUUUUUUAUUGAAAAGCCUGAAUUGUGCAUGGAUAAUUUCACAGAUAAAUGUUACAUCGAUAAUGUUAAGCGUGUUCAUUCUGUGGGAGAUUAUGGAAGUUUCGGUUGGAAUUAUCAGUGGGAAUUGAAGAGCACAAAAAAGAACGUCCUCAGAACACAUACCACUGCCAAUUCUUGUAGGGCCUUAUUCCAGCUAGCGAAAGAGUAUGAAAAAACGGGUUCUAUAAUUCCCAAAAAAUAUUUUAGCAUAGAUAGAGUGUUCAGAAAUGAGAAUCUAGACAGUACCCAUUUGGCUGAAUUCCAUCAAGUCGAAGGACUCAUCAUCGACAAAAACUUGGGACUGUCUCACUUAAUUGGAACGUUAACAGCCUUUUACAAACACAUUGGUAUUUGUAAGCUACGAUUCAAACCGACCUUCAACCCGUAUACGGAGCCUUCCAUGGAGGUGUAUGGUUACCAUGAGGAAAAUAAAAAGUGGAUGGAGGUUGGGAAUAGUGGCAUUUUCCGUCCUGAGAUGCUACGCGCUAUGGGCUUCCCCCCAGAGGUGUCUGUCAUUGCCUGGGGUCUGAGCCUGGAGAGGCCCACCAUGAUCAAGUACAACAUUCGCAACAUACGCGACCUCUUCGGCUAUCGCAGCGUGCUCUGA